AAGCUGACCAUCAAAGAUGUCUUAUUUGCUAAAUAUAGUACUAGCUUUUGUGCUACUGCAAGCUGUGUUAUCUUUGAAUUACGUGGAAGAAGAAUGCAUCAACAGACAUACUGAUGAUGUAGACAACGACUUUCUACUCGGAACUUGGUAUACAGUUUACAGAUUUUCUAAGUCGCUAGUAAGUUCGAUUCCAACACGUGAUUGCGCCCCAAGAACGUUCACCAAACCAACUCCUGAACAACUACAGCUUUAUAUCAACUAUUACAAUUCUGAUAACCCAUACUCAUUCGACGAUAAUCCAGUAUUGGUCAAAGACACCACAUGGCUUCGUGACGGUAUGAUUAUGGGCAAAAAAGCAGCUAAGUUUUUUGUCCACAGUGCAGAAUAUAACUAUCACGACAAAUCUAUAUACGCAGUACAGAUCUAUGAAAAAAUAAAUGAUGAUUAUAUACUUUACCAACAAUGUAUGAUGCGUGGAAAUACGAAAUGGCUGCUGUCGAGAAAGAAUAGUUCAAGAUACGAAGAUGUCGCCGAAGUUUUGCAAACGAUUGAGCCUCGUAUCAGAUGGUAUGAUUCACAGAGAUUUUGCGCUGGAUGUGAGAGAUAUGGUUGCCUCGAUUAAGAGCGUUUGCUCUAAAGAGAAUCAAAUCUUUCAUGGAAUACAACUGAAACAUAUUUAAUAUAAAUUCUUAUGCGUUUUUAACCUAUCGACCUUUUCUAAUUAAUUUAAUUAUUAGAAUUUUGGUAAUAAUUUGUAUAUGGAUUACCAUCUGAAAGCAAUUGCAACGACAAAUGUAUAGAUGCAAAAUUAACUUUGUUUUUGUAUGUUUGUGAAUAAGUAACUAAAUAUUAAUUCUGAUUUUGUUUGAUUCAAUAAAAAGUA
Melitaea cinxia (Glanville fritillary) is the source of this 883-nucleotide messenger RNA. RefSeq lists its product as uncharacterized. The record is from RefSeq and is a predicted model, not a curated record. Bases 17 to 622 code for a protein of 201 amino acids. NCBI's taxonomy places the organism in Eukaryota, Metazoa, Arthropoda, Insecta, Lepidoptera, Nymphalidae. The transcript has a single exon.